Molecule: messenger RNA, 1086 nt
Organism: Zygosaccharomyces rouxii
Lineage: Eukaryota; Fungi; Ascomycota; Saccharomycetes; Saccharomycetales; Saccharomycetaceae
Gene: CDC43
Product: protein geranylgeranyltransferase type I subunit CDC43
Exons: 1
Coding region: 1-1086 (361 amino acids)
Biological process (GO): protein geranylgeranylation
Cellular component (GO): CAAX-protein geranylgeranyltransferase complex
Molecular function (GO): CAAX-protein geranylgeranyltransferase activity
Source: RefSeq, a predicted model, not a curated record
AUGUCCACUAGCCUUGAGUCUACUAAACAUGUCAAGUUUCUGAAAAGACAUUUGCUCAUGUUGCCGUCUUCUCAGCAGUCGCACGAUGUGAAUAGAAUAGCCAUUAUCUUUUAUUCCAUUGUGGGAUUGUCAGCGUUAGGUGUAGAUUGUUCUCGAGAGUAUGCAUCUAGUAUCCCUUAUAUAUAUCAACACUACGUCAAAUUGCAAAUUCCCGGCUACGAAGAGGUAUUUUCAGGGUUUGUCGGUAGCUUGGCUACAAAUGUGUCAAAUACAUCCUGUAUAAGUUUGCCCAAUACUUUAUUCGCCCUUCUUACCUUAAGGAUAAUGAAAUGCGAUGAGUUCUUUCAAAAAACUGUGGAUAGAGAAAGCUUAGGGAAUUUUAUUCGAAAAUGUCAGUACCCAGAUGGAUCCUUCGCAUCUGUCCUUGAUAUGAAUAAACCUACGCCAUCACCUGUGGAUUCGACUGAUUUAAGGUUUUGUUACAUUGCCGCGGCUAUAUUGAGGCUGCUUGGGUGUGAGACUAAAGAGGACUUUGAAGAAUUUAUAGAUGUCGAUAGAGUAAUUGACUACAUGAUGACCAAAAAAUGUGAUUUUGGAGGUUUUGGUGAUUAUGGGGAGACUCAUGCUGGUUAUACAUCGUGUGCAUUGUGUGCAUUUCAACUAUUGCAUGGUCUCGAUAAAUUAGAUUCCGAAUUUAAAGAAAGAACCGUAGAUUGGUUGCUACAUCGUCAAGUUUCUAACAGCGGUACUGUGCUUUUACAAGAGGGUAAAAAUCCUUAUUACGAUCCUGAAGAAAAUGGCGGAUUCCAAGGUAGAGAAAAUAAAUUUGCAGAUACCUGCUAUGCAUUUUGGUGUUUGAAUUCACUCAAGAUUUUAGAUGAAAAUGAAUUUAAUAAUGUUUGUCGAGCUGGUUUGGCUCAAGAUUAUCUCUUAACAAAGACACAAAAUAAUUUAAUUGGAGGAUUUAGUAAAAAUGAUGAAGAUGAUCCAGAUUUAUAUCACACUUGCCUGGGGAUAGCUGUAUUACAAUUAAUGAAUGGGACCUUUGACGGAAUAUUUUGUAUCCCCAAACAAUUUGCUCCGUAA